AUACUACUUGUUUACGGGGAUUCCAUCUUGAUACCAUAAGAAUUCCAACUGUUUUAAUUUUGAAAUAUCCGGUGCCCGUUUCCGAAAAAAGAAUGUUACUCCAUUCAUGAAAAAUGUUUACUACGCCAGGAAAAUAUGCUCUUGUUCAUUACGUAAUUCAUAAAAACUAUUCCUAAUCACUUAUCUACUCUUUAAUGUGUUUUUAUGUUGGCGUGGCGUGCUCCCGUUUUGGUAAGAUGCUAAAUGCGGGGUUUCCUUCCGCCAUGCUUGCGACUUGGAAGACAGGAAAUUCUUAUAGAUGACGACAGAUGACUCAAUCAACAAUAUAUAAAGGGGAAGAUGCAAUUCAGAAAACACAACACAAAACUGAGAAACAGACAAGAGAAGCAGCAAGAAGCAGAAAUUAACAAUCAGAGAGAAAAAUAGCAGCAAAUCUGAAAGCAACGGCAGAAAACAUCAUGAGAUUCUAUGCAGUUUUGAUAAUGACAACCUUUGGGUUGACUCUAACGACAUCCAAUCCUCUCUCAGGUGUAUCUGAAUGCCAGGACAGCAUUGCAGAUGUUGUAUUUGUGUUGGAUUCUUCCCGAAGUAUAUGGGAGCCGGACUUCUAUAGACAACUCAACUUUGUUGAAAAUAUCGUCAAACAGUUCAAAAUCAGUCCAAACAACACACAAGUGGGUGUCGUCACAUUUGGGCAAUACAAUACACUCCGAUUUCACCUGAACAAGUACCACGACGCCACCAAGCUACAAAAUGCCAUAAGCACGAUCCGCUUCAAGCCUGGCAGAUCAACAAAUACUGGCGGCGCUAUCAAAUAUAUGUCAAAUGUCAUGUUUACGGAAGGCAAUGGCGCAAGAAAAAAUGUCCCAAAAGUAGCAGUGGUCAUCACCGAUGGAAGAUCUUCCGAUACCAUUAAAACAGCAAAGGCUGCGCGUGUUGCACGUGAGCGGGGGAUCCAUCUCUUUUCCAUAGGUGUUGGGACCAAGUUUGACAGAAAAGAAUUAAACAACAUCGGCAAUAAACCAUCAAAAGAGUAUGUUUUCACUGUUAACAAUUACAGCGCUUUGAAGAACAUUCUGAAUAAGUUUGCAGUCAAAACAUGCCAAGUGACAACAACACCACAACCAACAACCACGACUACCACAACAACCACAAAAGCCACCACGUCUACCUCACAACCCACUACUACUACUACUACUACUACCACCACACAGCCCACAACUACCAUUACCACACAAUCUACCACGACUCAAGCUACCACUUCCUCGUUCAAAAAUGGAGAACAAAGUGACCAAUCUUUUGUGCAAGCAUGUAAUGGAAAGCCAGCAGAUAUCUAUUUUGUCAUGGACUCCUCAAGGAGUAUUGGAUCCAGAAAUUAUGAGAAACAGAAGACAUUCGUCCGCAAGCUUGUAAGUGCCUUCGAUAUCUCGAGCUCCAACGCCAGAAUCGGAGUCAUUACCUAUAGCAACGAUAUCAAAGUCGAUAUCCCUCUUGGUUCUAUUUCGGUUGUACCUGAGCUCCAAAAAGCAAUUGAAAAUCUCCCGUACCAUGCAAAAGGAACAAACACGGGAGACGCCAUCCAAUUUGUAAGAAAAGUGGGAUUCGUCAAAGGCGUUUCUAGACCUGGAGUCGCUCAGAUCAUGAUAGUUCUAACAGACGGACUCUCCAUGGAUACACACAAAACCCGUAAAGAGGCUUCUCUAGCUCACGAUGCUGGUAUCUACGUAUUUACUAUUGGAAUCGGAAAUGGUGUUGAUGCAGUUGAGCUGAGUGCCAUUGCCAGCAAUCCAGAUAAAGAUUUCCUUUUCCAUGUAAAAAGUUUCGAUGCUUUGAGUUCCAUUAGAACGUUGCUUGCCACCAGAACAUGUGAAAUGUUGCCUAAAGAUGCAGCUUCAUCAUCACUUGUUCAAUUACCAAAGUAUGGAAUGAUGGACAUCGUAUUUGUUGUCGAUAUAUACGGAAUCGGAGCCCAGAAGACCCUUAUCAUCAACAAAUUCAUCUCUUCCAUAAUAAAAAGGAUCAACUUUGGAGUGGGAGACAUUCAAGUUGGCCGUUUGACAGCUGAUUGUCCAGAAAUUUCACAAACUGGUCUGGUUCCAGCUACGUCGUGGACUGGUGUAUCCAAGAUUACGUUUCCUGGACUCAGUGGUCUCAUUAACAAACUCGACGCGUUUUUCGUCAGUAAUGGUGGUAGACAUGGUGCGCAACGAACCGUGGUGGUAUUUGUAGAUGAACAGGAAGAGAAUGUGAUGGACAUCAUCAGCAAACUCCACUCCUACUCAGAUAUGAACAUCAUCACCAUUAUUCUUGGCCAGGAAGAAAAAUACAUCUUAGAGGAGACAAAGACUAGGAAGUACAUCUACGUACCAAGUUACGAUCAGCUCCUCAAAUUCACAUUGCCAUGUUUAAAACAACUUUGCUUCUGUGAUGCUGCAUAGAGUUUUACGUAAACUUACGUGACUGUGAUAAUUGCAUUCCAUUUAUUUUUUACAAAAUUAUUUGUUAUUUAUUUCAAUAUCUUUUACUAAAUGUAUUGGUGAUUUUUUAUUAUACAUUUUAUACAAUUUUACUACUGUAUUUAAGAAUAAAAUUACUCAUAAAAACCUU
Ostrea edulis (European flat oyster) is the source of this 2607-nucleotide messenger RNA. RefSeq names its product collagen alpha-1(XII) chain-like. The record is from RefSeq and is a predicted model, not a curated record. Bases 459 to 2438 code for a protein of 659 amino acids. NCBI's taxonomy places the organism in Eukaryota, Metazoa, Mollusca, Bivalvia, Ostreida, Ostreidae. The transcript is spliced from 6 exons.